AUGCCUCUCUUCUCGACCGCCCCCUCCACUGAUGCCGACUGGCAAAAGCUUGCGGAGGAAACUCAGAACAAGCUGGCAAUCGAACAGUCUAGUGGCAAGGACGUUGUAUCGAAACUUACGCUGGAGAGCUUGGCUAAGACUGUCGACCACACACUGCUUAAGCUUGACGCCACAGAAGCGCAGAUUGAUGCAGUAUGCGAGGAAGCGAAGAAGGACAAGUUCGCGACUGUCUGCGUCCGCCUCAACUGGGUUCCCCGUACCAUCUCCAACCUCCAAGGCAGCGGCGUUGGCGUGGCUUGUGUCGUUGGCUUCCACGAAGGCACCUACACUACAGAGGAGAAAGUAAAGGAGGCCACCGCCGCUGUCUCCGCCGGCGCCACCGAGCUCGACGUUGUCAUCAACUACCCGCAGCUCCUCGCUCACGAGUACAACAACAUCUUCACUGAGCUCGCCACCCUCCGCGGCGCCACGCCCAACACCCCCAUCAAGCUCAUCCUUGAGACCUCGCAGCUCCAGCCUUUCGACAUCGUGGCGGCGACUACGCUCGCCGCUUUCGCUGGAAUCGACUGCGUCAAGACGUCGACCGGCUUCAACGGCCGCGGCGCGAGCGUUGAGGACGUGCGGACGAUGGUGGCGACGAUCAAGGCGGUUGGCAGAGGAGAGGGCAAGGAUAGGAUGUGGGUCAAGGCGAGCGGCGGCGUCAGGGGUCUCGCGAGCGCCAGGGAGAUGCUGCUGGCGGGCGCGGAGAGAAUCGGAGCAAGCUCUGGUGUGACUAUCAUGAAGGAGGCGAGGGAGGCUGUCGGUGCGGACGGUAUUGUCGGGGAGGGCAACAAGGGGGCGGAAAGCGGAGCUGGCUACUAG
This is a messenger RNA of Lasiodiplodia theobromae, 861 nucleotides long. RefSeq names its product Deoxyribose-phosphate aldolase. Gene Ontology annotation, biological process: carbohydrate catabolic process; deoxyribonucleotide catabolic process. Lineage: Eukaryota; Fungi; Ascomycota; Dothideomycetes; Botryosphaeriales; Botryosphaeriaceae. The record is from RefSeq and is a predicted model, not a curated record. The transcript has 3 exons. Gene Ontology annotation, molecular function: deoxyribose-phosphate aldolase activity. Bases 1 to 861 code for a protein of 286 amino acids. Gene Ontology annotation, cellular component: cytoplasm.